AUGGCCAUCAACAAGCCACUGAGAUUGGCCUGGAACAGAUCUUUCCCUCACAGUCCUUCGAAGGAACCAACCCUGCAGACUGACACCUUGAUUCUCGGACUUCUUGAGCCUCCAGACCUGUAUCAGUGGCUUCCUAUUGAUCCUCAGUUAAGUGUGGUAUUUAAGGGCCUUUAUUGGCAGGUUAAGAAAACAACGGAAGCCACCUUGCAGACGAUACAAGAUAUGGUCACCAUCGAGGACUAUGAUGUUUCUGAAUGCUUCCAACACAGUCGUUCCACAGAGUCUGUGAAGUCUACCGUCUCCGAGACCUACCUGAGUAAGCCCAGCAUCGCCAAGAGAAGAGCUAACCAGCAGGAAACCGAGCAGUUCUACUUCAUGAAACUCAGAGAAUAUUUGGAAGGCAGUAAUCUCAUCACAAAACUUCAAGCCAAACAUGACUUGCUUCAGAGAACUCUCGGAGAAG
This is a messenger RNA of Galeopterus variegatus (Sunda flying lemur), 463 nucleotides long. Its product is annotated as SLIT-ROBO Rho GTPase-activating protein 1-like. The annotation marks the transcript as partial. Lineage: Eukaryota; Metazoa; Chordata; Mammalia; Dermoptera; Cynocephalidae. Gene Ontology annotation, cellular component: cytoplasm. The transcript has 4 exons. Gene Ontology annotation, biological process: negative regulation of cell migration. The record is from RefSeq and is a predicted model, not a curated record.